This is a messenger RNA of Tachyglossus aculeatus (Australian echidna), 4760 nucleotides long. RefSeq names its product LHFPL tetraspan subfamily member 2 (gene LHFPL2). Gene Ontology annotation, cellular component: membrane. NCBI's taxonomy places the organism in Eukaryota, Metazoa, Chordata, Mammalia, Monotremata, Tachyglossidae. The coding region runs from base 522 to 1208 and encodes 228 amino acids. The transcript is spliced from 5 exons. The record is from RefSeq and is a predicted model, not a curated record.
ACGUGAACUGGCAAUCUGGCUAAAGGAUGAAGGAUGAGAUUCAUCGGAGACAAGUGCAAGGUACGCUGGGGACCGGCCCCGCAGGACACAGCCAAGGUGACCCGUGGCUCCAGAUUGGGACGAGGAGGCUCCAGCAGUCACAGGCUUUCCCGACUUCUGCAUUUCUGUACCGGAUUCUUCGGCUCCAGGGCUCUAGAGAGGUGUGGGCUAUGUCCGGGCAGAGAGCCUCCCUCGGCCGCCCCUCCGCCGAAGAAUAAACGUCAUGGGCCAGUAUGAGUGCUGACGCUCAGACCCCCUCUCCCAUUCUGCGUGGCCAAAGGAGGAAGAAAAGGAGAGGCUGAGCCCAGGCUCCAGGACUAGCUGCUUCCUUCUCCUUUUCCUCCCGUUCCUCCUCCUCCAGCCGGCCAGAUUCCUCCGGCCGACCUCGUGUCCGGCCCGGGUUGUCCUUUCCCGGCCGGCUCGGCUCCAUCUCCGCUGCCCCCGCUGAGACCGCGGCGCCUCCUCCGCCCCGGCAUCUCAAUAUGUGUCAUGUCAUCGUGACCUGCCGCUCGAUGCUGUGGACCCUGCUCAGCAUCGUGGUGGCCUUCGCGGAACUGAUUGCCUUCAUGAGCGCCGACUGGCUUAUCGGGCGAGCCAAGCCCGCCGGCUCCGGUGGGACGGACAACCGGACAGGAGGCUCCCAGGAGUCCUACCACCCGACCCUGGGCAUCUACGCCCGCUGCAUCCGGGUCCCCCGCGUGCAGUACUUCAAGCGAGACACCCUGUGCGGGCCGUACGCGGAGAACUUCGCCGAGAUCGCCAGCGGGUUCUGGCAGGCCACGGCCAUUUUCCUGGCCGUGGGGAUCUUUAUCCUCUGCGCCGUGGCCUUCGUAUCCGUCUUCACCAUGUGCGUGCAGAGCAUCCUGAAGAAGAGCAUUUUCAAUGUCUGCGGGCUGCUCCAAGGGAUUGCAGGCUUGUUCCUGAUCCUCGGUCUGAUACUCUACCCCGCUGGUUGGGGUUCCCAGAAGGCGAUAAGCUUCUGCGGACACUACGCGUCCGCCUACAAGCCGGGAGACUGCUCCCUGGGCUGGGCCUUUUACACAGCCAUCGGGGCCACCGUCCUGACGUUCAUCUGUGCCGUCUUCUCGGCUCAGGCCGAGAUCGCUACCUCCAGCGACAGGGUGCAGGAGGAGAUCGAGGAGGGGAAGAACCUGAUCUGCCUCCUCUAGCUGGGCGGCCCCCGCUGCCGCCGCCUGUCGCCUCCGCUCAGGCAAGAGGGUCCCUUUUCCUGACUCACCGCUCACACGCCACAUGCCCACCUGCCGGAGCUUGGGCCUGCUGAAACCGGCGGGGCCCGAGGAGAGGAGCCAGCCCUAAGCCGAGGAGUUGGACCCAGGAAUUUGGGCGCUUCGGGGCCUUGGCACGACUGGAUGCCAUGUGUGUCCAGCACAUGGGAGAGGAACGGGCGGGGGGGCUUACGGACGGGCACGUGUAAAUAGCCUCUGGACUCUGGCCGACAGCUGACGGUCUCCCAUUCCGUCAGAUGACGGCUCCCCCAGGGUUUGCUCUACCGCACAACGUACAGCAGGAUGUUCUCUGUGGUUUCCCGUCACUCGAGCCUACCAUCCCAUUCACGUGGCGGCGGUUCUGCUUCGGGCGCUCUAGUGAGGCGGUGUCCCAGCCGUCAUCUUAGACCCGCACUGCACUCGCAGAAGGGACAGGGGUGGACGCCAGACAAACUCACACUGCCUGUUCCUGGCCAACUGGAAUGAGACGGGAGCUUGAAGUUGCUCUGAGCUCGGGGGUGGGCGUGGGUAGGCCGUGGUCAGCGGGGCGAGAGUGGGGCGAGGGUUAAAGGGAGAGUCUGUUAAGUCUCCCCGAACGACGCGUGGUCAAAAAGCACAGAUUCGGUCCAGUUAGGAGGCGUUCCUGUUCCUCACCUGCCCAUCAGGCACACCUGGGCCUCUCAGCUAUUAUCACAGCUGCUACUACGGAGGGCGCAGGGCCCAGGACCCACUGAGAUCUUUCAGACAUCAGCCAACUUCACCUCAUUCUCUAAUAUUAACUACAUUUCAGUAUUUCCAAUCACAGGUUACAUUUUAUCUAGGUCCUGUGGCAGCCACCUGCUGGGGGGGAGGUGGGUGGGGAGGAGAACAGGGGAGGGGAGGUGCCCCCCACUCCCUCCAAGAACUGAUCGUGAACAGUGGAAACAGGCCAAGUUUAAGAGAGCUGCAGAGUGAAGAGCUCAUUUUCCUGGACAAGGCAAAAGGAAGACUGCUGGACAGAAGGCGCCCUUCAACUUGAGCAUCUGGGUACAAACAGCCCCAUCAGUAAUUCCUUACCUGAAGACCUUGCCGAAAACACCCGAGAUGGUUCCAAGGGAAGGAACCCAGCAAGCGUUCGUGGUUGAGCGAAGGUGGAUCAAGUCUCACCCCUCCUGCUAGAGGACUGGCAAAGCGGCGGGUGAAAAAAUUCUUAUCACAAAAAGGAACCAUACAGUGGUUGGCGGGGGAAGCAAAGCAUAUGGCUUGAGGUAUAUAUUUCCAGAGAGAUCCAAACAAAGGGAUGGAGGUUCAAGCAAUAUUUGGUCACUAGAGCUCCUGCUGCCACCCCCCCACCCUGUCAGAAUCGGGGAGCUAAUCAUGAGGAAGCAGCCCAGAAAAGUAGAGAUUUGGGUUUAAAAAAAAAAUUCCUUCCACUAGCCCUAUUACGAUAUCUUGUUUUUGUGUUUACCCUACUGACCGAGGGGGCUGGUGGCUUUUCCAGCCCUGGGCCUCUUCCCCUCCACCCGAUUGCUGACCCUCAGGGCAGGUCCCAGAGACACCAAGGCAGGCGGUGUGAGUGGGUGGGGAGAGAGAAGGGGACUAGCCAUGAGCUACUGGUAAACCUAGCAGCAGCUCUCUAGGCCAUCUGCGGGGUGAGGGAGGUGCCCACUAGCCAGAGUAGGCCGGUAGCUGAAACGGCCCCCAAAGAAAUUCAGGUCUCCCGUCCUAACCACUAACUCACACUUCCCUACCUUCUACCUUUGAGUACACUGAUCAACGAACGAACCUGUGGUCCAGGUGACUGUGGGCACAAAGUCCACUCAGACUUACUUUUUUCUUUUUUAAAAACACACCCUGUAGGUUUUCACCCUCAUGGCUACAGCUACCGCAGCUUCAGCAGGGAGGGUGAGGCGGGGCACCACAGGCCGUCCCCGCUCUGACCUUCUGUCACCGAUUCCCGCAUCAAUGAGAUUGGGAAGGUCUAGCUACGUUCCAGCAGAGGAACCAAUUCCAAGCCUUUUCCUCGGGAGCAAGGAGAUUCAGGUGGUGGCACGCCCUAGCUCUGCUCCCCGGCCCUAAUUCCUAAAAACGUAGCCCCAGAUCCACCCCUCUAGCUGAAGUGGUGACAGUCACGCCACAACCGAUUGCCACUUACCUCCCUGGAGAUCCUGAAACCCCAGAGCAGCGGGGACACAUCUAAGCAACUCGGGACCACCCCACCAUGCUCACUUCCCCAGCCAAUGUCUAAAACUCUUCAUCUGCCGGCCCGCUACGUGUGGCAGAGGUAGUAAGAUGGAUCCACGGCUGGCUGUCCAGCGUUACCUGGCCCACCUUAGAAACAGACGGUUGCUCUCCACAGAUCAUCCUAAUCCAUUUCUCUCCAUCAUGUCACCACCUAAUUACACCACUGAAGGCUUUUUAGUGUGUGAAGACUCUUUCACAGUUGCCAGACUCCUUUCAGGCUGAAGUUCAAAGUCUAUCGCCCCACUGCCUCCACUUCAAACAAGUAUCCGGUGGUGUUACAAUGGGCUGGGUGUGUGGACUUCGAAGUCAAAUACAGACUUUGUACUGUUUUGUAUAGUUCUCAAGCACCUGUGGUUUGAUAAUCUUUGUUAAAUUUAUAUUCUGUUACGUGCCAUAGCCCUUCCGGAAGUGUAGCAUAUUUAAAAAAAAUAUAUAUAUAUAUAUAGACAUAAGUCUGUGUGUAAGAUGUGCAAUAAUAGAGAUGGAUGUUCUGUGGGUUUUUAAUUCUAAAAAACUGGACUGGCUUGGCACAAGGGUCUUCUUGUACGGGGGGAGGGCAGUGUGGGGGGGAAAGAAGAAGUAGGGGUUUUGAUUUCUUGGGCCACGGCUCAAGCCCAGGGUCAGCCUAGCACUAGCCCCAACCCUCAAUGGAGGGAAAGGGGUGUGACCCUGGUUGAAGGUCUGCGUGAGGUACAAUCAUCACCAGGUUCAUUGGGAAGCCCAGUCAAUCGCUAGCCUUUAAUGUGAAGCUGCCAUGCCACCUCUGUUAGUCCAAUAUCUAGUUGCAGCUACAAAUCCCCAAGGAGCUUGUGUUGGUUGCCGCUUUCACAGCCCCUCUGGGCCACGCACAUAGGCCCCGACUCAUGCCCUUCCUGCCUGGAACAAACCACCUUGUCACACCGUCAGGUGUGGCCGGAUCAGCCACUCAAAAUCCUAGGUGCUGGGCCUAAACCAUCUCCCGAAGUCACUGAUGUGCAGUGGUGAUGGUUCUUGGAAGACCAUGGUUGUAAAACGCACUGAAAUCUCCUGGGAGGCUGCAGCAGACCUAAGCACCAGAACAGGUGUUAGCAGUAGCCUCAGUAGGGUGUGGGUUGGUGCAGGAGGAGGAGACGGACUCAAACCCUCCACCCUGUGAGCCAAAUUUACCACGGUGCUGCAGUGUGUGGGGAUUCCUGGGGUGCCUGCCGCGCUGUGAAUUGACCCGCUGUUUCUUGUGUACAUGUACUUGCCUGUUUUUCCAAGCUCAGAAUUAAACUAGACUUGGCAACCUCA